Eremothecium gossypii ATCC 10895 is the source of this 1950-nucleotide messenger RNA. RefSeq names its product pumilio-family RNA binding domain-containing protein (gene PUF6). Bases 1 to 1950 code for a protein of 649 amino acids. The record is from RefSeq and is marked provisional. Gene Ontology annotation, biological process: regulation of translation. The transcript has a single exon. Gene Ontology annotation, molecular function: mRNA binding. Gene Ontology annotation, cellular component: nucleolus. Lineage: Eukaryota; Fungi; Ascomycota; Saccharomycetes; Saccharomycetales; Saccharomycetaceae.
AUGGCGCCUGUUAUUAAACGACCAAACAAGCGGCAGGCAAAGCAGCCGGCCGCCAAGAAAGCGCGGGUUGCUGUUCAUUCUAGCGAUGAGGAAUAUCCAUCUAGUGAUGAUGAGGCCAUGGAGGACGUAGCGGCGCAGGCGGAGUCCGAGGAAUCGGAUGCGCUGGACGAUUCGGACUCUGAAGAGGAGGAAAUCAAGCAGAAAGAUGGCGAAGAGGCCGCGGGCUCUGCCUCGGAUGGCGAGGGCGAAAAGCAGGCCGGCGGCGAGGGCAGUCAGCACGCCGGGCAGCGAAAGUUACUGAAGGAGCGGAAGAUGCAGCGGAAGUCGGGGGCCCAAGUGCAGCAUAUCAAGGCGCUGUGGGAAAAGCUUCGGGUCAAGCAGCCGCCGAUGCCGCGGGAGGUGCGGGAGAAGUUGUCGAAUGAGGUCUGGGAACUCUCAAAGGACUGCAUCGCGGACCUUGUCCUCAAGCAUGAUGCGUCGCGGGUCGUGCAGACUCUUGUCAAGUACUCGUCGAAGGAACGCCGGAACCAGAUCGUCGAAUCGCUCAAGGGCAAGUUUUACGUGUUGGCGACGUCGUCGUAUGGGAAAUACCUAUUGGUCAAACUUCUGCAUUACGGGUCUAGGGAGUCGAGGCAACUUAUUAUCGAUGAGUUGCAUGGCAAAUUGAGAAAGCUGAUGAGGCAUCGGGAGGGCGCGUACGUGGUCGAAGAUCUCUACGUUCUGUACGCUUCCCAGGAGCAGAAGCAGCAGAUGAUCAGGGAGUUCUGGGGCGCCGAAUAUGCUGUUUUCAGAGACGCGCAUAAGAACCUGACCCUCAAGGAAGUUUGUGAGGCGAGUGUUGAGAAGAGAAACAUCAUUGCUCGGAAUUUGAUUGGCACGAUCACGGCAUCUGUAGAGAAGGGCUCGACAGGUUUCCAGAUCUUGCACGCUGCCAUGGGCGAGUACAUCAAAAUAUGCAACGAAAAGGAGAUUUCAGAGUUCAUUGAACUUGUCCACGAGCAUUUUGCGGAGCUGGUUCAUACCCCUGAGGGUGCUGAGGUUGCCUGUGUCCUUAUUGCACGCGCCAGUGCUAAGGAGAGAAAGGCGAUCAUCAAGAACCUCAAAGACCACGCUGAAAACUUAUUGAAGAACCAGCACGGUAACCAGGUAUUCGUCACACUUUUGAUGACAGUGGACGACACCGUCCUUACUUUCAAGGCAUUUGCACCAGCUAUCAAGGACAAGCUUAAAGAGCUGGUAGUUGACAAGUGGGCCAGAAGACCAUUCCUGUAUAUCCUACUGGGUUUGCACGGCAAGUACUUCUCUCCACUGGUCAAGAAAGACGUUGAAAGAUAUGUCGCACUAUCUGCUACUACUUCUAAGAAGCCUGCGGAGCAAAGAAAACUCGAAUUACUAAAGAAGUUCGGACCUCUACUUAUCAGCUGUGUUGGGGACGACUACGCUGAGAUUAUGAAGGAUAACAUGGGCUGUCAAUUUAUUGAAGAGCUGUUGUUGAAUGAUACUCUUUACGAAAACCUUUCCUCUGAGGAAACGCUUAAGUUCCAGGAACUGGUCGAUGCGAUUGCUACCUCAUUCAAGGGCGAUAUCUCUGAGGAGGAACACCCGAUUAGUAGGCCUUAUUCUGCAAGACUAUUGAAGGCGAUGAUCCAGGGCGGUAAGUGGAACAGCGCGCAGAAGAAACUAGAGCCUCUAAGCAAGGUUCAAGGCUUGGGCACAACUUUUGCCGCAAAAUUUUACCAGGACAUAAUUGACUCCAGUAAUCUACUCGAAUGGAUACAGACCCCCAACAGCUCGUUCACUAUUGUUGCGCUGUACGAGACGCUUGUCCAACGCCCUGAAGGCAAGCAGUUUGUAAAGGACCUAAAGGCUAUCUCGAAGGAUAUCCCAAAAGAUGAUGAAGGUAACAAAGGCGCCAAACUACUAUCGAAGCUGCUUUCAGAGAAGAAGUAG